Molecule: messenger RNA, 2317 nt
Organism: Planococcus citri (citrus mealybug)
Lineage: Eukaryota; Metazoa; Arthropoda; Insecta; Hemiptera; Pseudococcidae
Product: sodium/potassium/calcium exchanger 4-like
Exons: 11
Coding region: 181-1731 (516 amino acids)
Biological process (GO): calcium ion transmembrane transport; intracellular calcium ion homeostasis
Cellular component (GO): plasma membrane
Molecular function (GO): calcium, potassium:sodium antiporter activity; calcium channel activity
Source: RefSeq, a predicted model, not a curated record
UACAAAGUAGUCGAACUUUUGCGCUGCAUUACGUCGGAUCUCCAUUCUCGUCGGCAAGUUUAUUUUACUCGUUUCGAACACUAUAUUAUUAAUUUUCGAUGUAAUUUUUUUAUCUGUAUAGAGUGACAUAUGAAUUUGUAACAUUGGAUUCGCCAGGUUUAAUUUUCGUCAAUUAUCAUAAUGCAUCGUCGUCCAGUUGUUCGUCACUGGGCCAGCGAUACUUUUGUGAAAAGGCCGUUGUUUCGUUUUUGUCGCUUUCUUAUCACCAUAUGGUUAUUUAUCAAUUGCUCGACGUACUUUUCAAAUGCUCAGCCCAGACCGGCACCAUUUACUUCGACUGGUCUUCCGAUAUUACGUGAAAAUUUCACCUCAACGACUGCCUCAAAUAAGAACGAUACCGGAAAUGAUACCAAAGUUUUUAUUACCUUCAAAGAAGGAGAUCAUUAUCCAACUGUGGGUUUUCCUUUCGGAGAUGCCGGAGCUUUAAUAUUUCCAGUUGUGAUUAUGGCGUAUUUAUUCCUAUGUCUUACCAUCGUAUGUGAUUGUUUCCUAGUACCGUGUAUCCAAAGCAUAUCGAGCGCUCUCGAUUGGAGUCCAGACGUAGCCGGCGCAACAUUAAUGGCGGCAGCUUCCUCAUCGCCGGAACUUUUCGUCAACAUUUUAGCAACAUUUCUCACGAAAAGCGACGUAGGCGUUGGAACUGUACUCGGUACCGGACUAUAUGCUCUUCUCAUAGUUCCUGCUCUUUGUAUAUUGUUUACUUCAAGUAAGAUGUUAAAACUAGACUAUUGGCCGAUUACUCGAGACACUUUGGCAUAUCUGGUUGCCUUGCUCGCACUGGUAGUGACUUUAGCUGAUGGUGAAAUCCUGUGGUAUGAAGCUGCUAUAUUAAUAACCAUUUACUUGAUUUAUUUAUUAGUAUUAUAUUGCAACGAUGACCUGCGAUUUAAAUUUGAAACUAUGAUGGCGGCCAUUCAUCGAAAACGCACCGCUGCCAGACUGAUCGAGCCGAUUAUACCUCUGUUACAGAAACCAGGUCGUCUGAAAAUUUCCAUGAGUGUGGAAGAUGUAUUUUACGUGUUGGAAGAUCAUACUCCAGAAUUCUACACGAUGGCUCAAUGGCCCACACACCGCAGCUUAUGGGCGAAAAUCGAAUGGAUUCUGAUGUGGCCAAUAAUCACCAUCCUACGGAUGACCAUUCCAACCUUCUGGAAUAGCAGGUAUUCGAUCCUGUACGUAAUUACAUUCGCAAUGUGCGUUGCAUGGAUUGGCGUCUUAUGCUACAGUAUAUCAUGGAUGAUAUACUUAAUCGGAAAUAAACUCUCAAUGCCGGAGUCGGUCAUGGGCUUGACUCUAUUAGCCGCCGGUAUGAGUAUACCAGAAACUAUAUCCGGAGUUAUUGUCGCUAAUCAAGGUCAUGGAACGAUGGCGCUUAGCAAUGCCUUUGGUUCGAAUACUUUCGCAAUUCUCAUGUGUCUCGGAGUUCCCUGGUUGAUUAAAAUAUCAUUUUUCGAAAAAUCGCACACUGGAAGCAUAACCAUAUCUUCCGGAGGUAUCGAGUACACCGCUUGCAUCGUCGUCAUUGCAUUAAUCGUAGUUUUUACAAUAUUACUAGUGAACCGGUUUCGUUUAAAGAUAAAGGCUGGAUGGCUGUUUGUUCUACUGUAUUUGAUAUUUAUCGGCGUCAGUAUCUACAUAGAAUUGCAAUUUUUUUGGCUGGAGAAUCAUUGAAAAAAAUCAUCUUCGAGCUCACACAUUAUACUCUAGUCCCAGUUUAUCGUCGCUGACUCGAUAAAUUACCAACUGAUAAACAUAUCAAUCGAAGCAUUUACCUAAUUUGAAUUAAUUUUUUCACUAAAACGAAGACACUAUGAAAAAAUUCCGACUUGUUUGUACCUCGAGGAGAGGUGAAAAAAAUGGCAAUUAUCUAUCGAACGUUGUUAAAAUACAAAUACAGAUCAACUUUAUACUAUAGUAUAGCCAGGCUGCAUGUAAUACAAAUAUAAAUACCAUAGACACGAGUGGAUUACACCUCUACAGCUAUACGUAUUACGUCGUUAGUAAAUAAAUCAUGAAAUGUUUCACGCAGGUAUUUAUAAAUUCAAUGUUUUUUUUUUUAAUUCUCAUUUUCUUAUAAAGACAAGAUAAAUGGUGGCCUUAGCCAGGCGAACUGUCAAACUAGGGCAUCUUGUAUAAUUUUAAAAUUUUGUUUACCAAUUUUUAAUUUUAUGUGUGGAUAUUUUACGUGUAUUUUUUUGUAUUUUUUAAGAAUUGCUUUUUACCCAAAUGAUGAUUUUAAUAAAGAUUUUUUUUCGAA